Chenopodium quinoa (quinoa) is the source of this 2124-nucleotide messenger RNA. Its product is annotated as receptor-like protein 12. Gene Ontology annotation, molecular function: protein binding. The transcript has 2 exons. Bases 1060 to 1989 code for a protein of 309 amino acids. The record is from RefSeq and is a predicted model, not a curated record. NCBI's taxonomy places the organism in Eukaryota, Viridiplantae, Streptophyta, Magnoliopsida, Caryophyllales, Amaranthaceae.
GCUAAUACCUAUUACCCUAUAACUACAAAUAAUACAAGAUCAUGGAAACGAGGUUCAGAUUGUUGUGAAUGGGAUGGAAUUACUUGUCAUCCUCUUACUCAUCAUGUCAUUGCACUUGACCUUUACAACAAUGGGAUCGUCGGAACCAUCAAUUCAAAUAGCAGUCUCUUCCAACUAGGCCAGCUUCAAAGGCUUAAUUUGUCCUUAAAUUAUUUUUCUCGAUCCACUAUUUCGCACAAAUUUGGUCAGUUUCAUUUUCUUAAACACCUAGAUCUUUCUGAUUCAGGAUUUUCUGGUAGAGUCCCUCUUGAAAUAUCUCAACUUACUAGAUUGACAUCUCUUGAUUUAUCAUGGAAUGAUCUUGAAAUUUCAAAUGUCAAGCUGGUAUUUAGCAACCUUACUAAACUGAAACAUCUAGAUCUUAGGACCAUAAAACUAGAGUCACAGAUAUUUCAAAUCAUCACUAACUUGUCUUCACUUUCAUAUAAAGAGUCUUGACCUCGGGUCAAAUGGCCCUAUAAACUUUCAUUUCCCAUCAUUGUAUAACUGAUGGUCCUGUUGACAGAUCAAUUACCUCCACUUUAGCUAAUUCAUUGCAACGUUUAGAGUUAUCCAACACCAGUAUUCAGGGUGACUUCCCUAAAUGGUUACAAUAACAAGUUAGGGAAUCGUUAAUGAUUUUGGAUAUUUCAUACAACUCUUUUACCGGACAUCUCCCAAUCAUUUCAUCAUCUAAGACAGUGUUGUUUGCAGCCUCAAACAACAAUUUUACGGGCCCAAUAGAUUCAUCAAUCUGCAGAUUGACAUCACUUUCGGUUCUUGACUUAUCUAACAACAAUUUGAGGGGAGAUUUCCCACAUUGUUUAGGAAGCUUAAGUAGUCGCCUUAAAGUGUUGAAUUUAAGGUCUAAUAACAUUCAUGGAACUCUUCCUACAAACUUUUCCAAAUGUGACAAAUUAGAAUAUCUAGACUUGAGUAGUAAUAAGUUGCAAGGGAGGUUACCUCGAUCUUUGGCACGGUGUGAAUUUUUACAAGCUAUCAAUCUUAGAAAUAACAUUCAUGGAUGAAUUUCCUCAUUGGUUGCAUACUCUUCAAAGAAUUCAAGUCCUCGACUUGAGUUCUAACAAAUUGUACGGUCACAUCAAUAAUGUAAGUGAACAUCAUCCAUAUCCCGCAUUACAGAUUCUUAACCUCUCUAGUAACAACUUUAGCGGUAAGAUUCCAAUAACUUACAUUAAAAAUUUUCUAGCCAUGAUAAAGAAUAUUGAUCACCAUGGUAGUCCACAAUAUAUGGAAUCAUUGCAUUCUGGAUUUUACUAUUCCAUCGAGCUGACGUUGAAAGAUGUGCAAUUACCUUAUGAGAAGAUCAUUGAAACACUCUAUUUUUUUUAUCUAUCAAACAAUGCAUUUGAAGGAGAAAUCCCCGAGUAUGUAGGACAAUUGGUUGCAAUUCUAGGCCUUAAUCUUUCACACAACCGCCUUACAGGGCACAUUCCUGCAUCCAUUGGAUCAUUGUCCUCGCUUGACAGUUUGGACCUCUCCUCCAACAUGCUAAGUGGGCGCAUUCCUCAUGAACUGGUUAGUUUAACUUUUCUUGAGGUCUUCAAUGUUUCAAACAACAAACUGGAAGGGCCUAUACCUCAAGGGAACAACUUCAAUACAUUCUCAUCCGAUUCAUACAAGGAGAAUCUUGCAUUGUAUGGGGAUCCAUUGCCCGAGUGUGGAGGAAAUAGCACACCAUUCGUGAUCAACAACGAAGAUGAUUCUGAAGAUCAAGGGAGCACAUUGAAAGUGUGGGAAACAAUUGUGAUGGGAUUUUGCACUGGCAUCGUCGUUGGGCUGGCUUGGGGAUAUUACAUGUUUUCUGUGGGAAAACCCUUUUGGUUAAUCAAAUUGGCUGACAGAAUGGAGUUGGCUUUGCUUGACUUUUUCGGGACGAGCAAUAUGGUACGUAGAAAAGGAAGAAGAGCACGAACAAGAAGGAAUUAAAAUUCGAGUGUAAUAUAUGUAAUAUCUAGCUUGCGUUUCCUCUUGUCUGGAGAAUGUCUCGUCAAUCCAAUUGCUUAUUGCUGUACUUUCAGGUUGAAUGUAUUAUAUACUACUAAUGAGUAAUGAGUUAUGCAA